Molecule: messenger RNA, 5620 nt
Organism: Megalobrama amblycephala (Wuchang bream)
Lineage: Eukaryota; Metazoa; Chordata; Actinopteri; Cypriniformes; Xenocyprididae
Product: meprin A subunit beta-like
Exons: 12
Coding region: 2214-3989 (591 amino acids)
Biological process (GO): proteolysis
Cellular component (GO): membrane
Molecular function (GO): protein binding; metalloendopeptidase activity; zinc ion binding
Source: RefSeq, a predicted model, not a curated record
ACACCUUAGACUUAUAUUACAUCUUUUGAAAACACGUUCUACGGCACCUUUAAUUAUAACCAAUACAGAAAAGCUAGUUCAUGUAUUCAUGACCUCAAGAAUGGAUAAUUGUAAUACACAACUGGUGGUUGUCCUGCAUCCUCCAUAAACAAACUACAAUUAGUUCAAAACAAAACUGCUAGAGUCCUUAGAAAAUGUGAUCAUAUCACCCCAAUUUUAACAGCUAAUUUUAUUUUAUUAGCUUACAACAGUGCUUCUCAAACAUGUCCUGGAGGACUCCCAGCACUGCACAUUUUGUCCGUCUCUCUUAUUUGACACACCUAAUUCAGGUCUUGCAGUCUCUACUAAUAAGCUGAUGAGGGAGACAUACAAAAAGUGUAGUGCUGGGGUCCUUCAGGACAGGCUUGUGAAGCACUGACUUAAAGGAUCCUAAGCUGUCUAUCUACAUAACCAAAUCCAUCACGCUCAUUAAAGUCAAUAAACUCUGGGCUAUUUAUAUCAAAUUGCUAUUUGGUAGCUUUUUCACCUCUGGCUCCUAAACUCUGCAAAAGCCUUCAGGAAAAUGUUGUACUAUGUCUGAUAAAAUUGUAACAAAUGAUUAUCUUUGCCUAAAAUAAUAUAAAUAGCAGUUAUGCUAAUUUUUCAACCAAUCAAUAUUGUUUAAAUUGUUGCACAUUUAAAAACAACCGAAGUUGACCAAAGUGCUGCACAAUAUUUAAAAGAUAACAAUGAAAACAUAACAGGCACAAGCAAUCAAAAAACAAAACAAAAACAAAAACAAGAGGGAUCACAGAAUAUUAAAAGCCAAAGAAAAUAAUAAUGAGAUAGUUGAGCUGUUCUAAUGUGGGCCAGGAGGCUCUUCCAUAGCUUAUAGGUCCAACAACAGCAAAGGCCUCUAUUCUUAAGUUUGGACCUGGGAAUGCAAAUUAAAUCAGACUCACCAGAUCUAAGAGAUCUCAUCGGAAUGUAUGGGUGCAGCAAGUCAGAUGCAUUUUUUUUCUCCCUUUGCUUCCCAUUUCUAUCUCAGGAUGCCCAUCUCAAGGUUACUACAGACCUCACCAGCUCCAGUGUGAACCCAGCCUCAUUUGCAAAGACUACAGAUGAAGCCAGCAAUGGCAGAAAUUGAACUUUUCAAAACAUUUUCAAAAGGUUUGCCCCAGUAAAUCCUCCCAGUGGCCCCAAAGGGCAAAACAGCUGUGGGACCUGCAUGGGUUAACACAGGAGGAGGGUUUUAUGUGGGCAAUCCACUGUAAGGAUUUACUCACAUUAAAUUUAUACACUUAAAUUAAUGUCAUCAUGUUAAAUCAUAUCCUUACUCUGAAGUAUAAAAAGCUUUUUUGAUGGCAUUAUGGUUCGAUUGCACAAAAGGUUCUAGUGUUUUUUAAACUAAUACGCUGAGAAAAAAAAUGGAGAACCUGUCAAUGAAGGUUGGAAACAAAAAAAGGUUCUAUAGCAUGCCUGUGAAAACUCCUUUUGAUUAUGUAAAUAUGUAAAUAUAUGAUAUGUAAACAUAUUGUACAGGGAGCUCAAUAUGAGGAAGACCAGAACUAUAAAUAUGCACAAUUUUACUGUCAAACUGGACGAUCAAGUGGCAGUUUUAUGUCCAGUCAAAUCAGUGACUGAAAACCGGUAAGCAUCCAGAUACAUACAUACAUACAUACAUACAUACAUACAUAUUUUGAUGACCUUAUGUAAUUGAGAUUAUGAUUUCCAGUGAAGAUGCAUUUAUGCAUAUUUCUUUUGCUGAGUUUGGCUUUGGCUUUUUGCCCAGCAUUACCUAUGGUAAGUUGGUAGACAGCUUAUUCUACAGCACAUUGUCAUUGAAAAGGGGGUAUAUCGUAUUUUUAUUUUUUUUUAAAUCAAUUUUUCUUAAUGCAUGAAUUUUGUUUUCAUAUCUCAUGUUCUCAGCCUGCACCAGAUGUAGUUGGUGAGUACAGCAAAGUCACUGACAUUGUUUAAAAGCUAUUGUGAUGUUUAAUAUGUGCGUAGGGUAAAAGAUCCUGUUUUGACUCCUCGCUAUACUGCCCGAAGUUAUGAUUUACUUUUAGGCUGUUUCAUUAAAAAUAAUUGUUUUGUCUUGCACUGAAUGCAGUGCACACAAUGCUCUGUCUGUCUUUUGCUUUCUUCAUUAUAUUUUUCUCAAAGGCAUUAAUGAGGAAUGGAAGGACAUUCCUGAUAUAAACAAAGGUUUAAAUCUCAAAGGAGGAGACAUCAUGGUGCCUAAUCAAAGGAGCGCCAUUCUUAAGAAUCGGUGGGAUAUUCCCGUCCCAUAUGAGCUGAGUGUGAAUCUAAGUAUAAACUAUAAAGGAAUAAUUUUGAGAGCCUUUGAACAGUUCAGACUGAAAUCAUGUAUUGACUUCAAGCCCAGAGCAGCAGAACAAUUUUACAUCUCUGUGGAGAGUCGUGAAGGGUGUUGGUCAUCUGUCGGCCGCACAUCUCCUGGAGGUCAGACUCUUUCCAUUGGAAACGGCUGUGGAACAAAAGGCAUUGUUGAGCAUGAGUUUCUCCAUGCACUAGGAUUUUGGCAUGAGCAGUCAAGAUAUGACAGAGAUGAUUAUGUGACCAUCAAAUUUGAAAACAUCAUUAAAGGGAAGGAGAGCAAUUUCGAUAAAUAUAGUGAGAAUGAGACCACCACCCAAGGCACCCCAUAUGACUAUUACUCUUUGAUGCAUUAUGAUAAAAAUGCCUUCAGUAACGGUAAUGGCUCCACGAUCAUUACCAAGCUUCCUGAGUUACAAAAUGUGAUUGGUCAACGCCUGGACAUCAGUGAAUAUGAUGCGAUUGAGCUCAACAAACUCUAUAAAUGCAAUUCCUCCAUCUCUUUUCUUGACCACUGCAAUUUUGAUGAUGAAUCUCUGUGUCAGAUGAGCGUCUGUUCUGCUGCUGAUUAUGGCUGGCAGAGAGUGAAGUCAGUGAGUGGCAUCAGUGUGACUGACCACAGCUACUUGGGCAAAGAACAGAAUGGGAUGUCUUUUUUCAUGCACUUCAGCACUGAGGGCAAAAAGAAGGGGGACGCAGCCAGAAUGGAGAGCAAGACAAUGACCCCUAAAAGAGAGUGCAAUGUCCAGUGUCUGCAGUUCUACUACUAUCACAGUGGUAAUGAGUCUGACCAGCUCAACAUCUGGAUCCGAGAGUACCAGAAUGAAGAAGACAACAGAGGAACUCUCAGACUUAUGGAUCAGAUCACAGAACGCCCUGGUAAUUACUGGAAGCUGCAUCAUGUGUCACUGAAUGCAAAUAAAACUUUCCAAACUGUAUUCGAAGCCCGUAAAGGAGCUGGAAGCUCCAGUGGAGGCUUUUCACUAGAUGAUAUCAAUAUUUCAGAAACUGAGUGUCCCCAGAUAUGGCAGAUAAGGGACUUUGAUAAGUUUUUGAACAAUGGGAUUUUGACAAGUCCAUUGUAUUACUCCAGUGAUGGUUAUCGCUUUCAGGCUAAGUUAUUGGUGACUCGGAAUCUCCUUAUAAUGUAUGUUCGUCCGGUAUCUGGUGUAUAUGAUGACCAGUUGCAGUGGCCUUGUCCAUGGAGACAAACAACCUUCCAGAUCCUUGACCAGAAUCCACACAUACAGAGGCGUAUGUCCUCUGAACAAAGCAUCACCACUGACCCUUCCAUUUCUUCCAAUAUUUAUUACUGGAACAAUCCUCGAAACAGAAGUCAAGUUGUCAUCGGCAAUGAGUCUGUAUUUGUGGGUACUUGGGUUUAUAUAUAUGCCAUAACAAAAGAUGAGCUCACUAGAAGAGAGUUCAUCAAGGGUGGUGACAUCAUAUUUCUCCUCACCAUGCAAGAUAUCUCAGGGCUCCUUCAGAAUGACUCUCUACCCUGUCCUAAAGUGAAAGUGAAGAACAUCAAAGUUUCUCCUGAUGCGAGUGCUCAGCAAGGACCAUGUGCUAGUGAUUGUGUGGACAUAUUUUGCAAUUCCAGUGCCAGUCUUAAGACUGCUUCCUCUCUGAUCAUCUUGAUGUUUUGCUCUUUUUUGCUAACGAGUUAAUAAUGAGAAAUAACUAUUAUCACAGCUCUGUGUCUCACUACACAAGAGUUCGGUGCCAAAGAACUGCAGCUUUCUGGUAACUAAAUGUGUAUUGUUAAUGAAAGGAGCUGAACAGAUUAAGUUUAUAUUCAUUUAUCUACAAUUAAUGUUACUCUUAAAGGCACAAUAUGUAAGAUUUUUAUAUUAAAAUAUCCAAAAAACACUUGCACAGUGUUAUAUAUUUCGUUCAAUUGUGUACUUACAUUAUCCUAAAUGUUUCCAAGAAUUUGUAAAUUCAGAGAAAUUCACAAUUUUAAGUAGUGCCCAUCCCUCAUCACUUGUCGCCUGUCAAUGAUGUAAUAUCUGCGUUAUCCCUGGUUUCCGCUUGUACAGCAAAGUAACCAUGGAAACAGACGCAGAUAGCUGCAUAAUGUCUAUCGGCACAUCUCAUUCAAACAUUAUGGACCAUGGCAAGCAAACUUUAGGACAAAAGGAGAAAUAAAUGAGGAUCGGCGUGGCGUUUCCGAGAUGGAGAGAGCCUUGCGACAAACUUCGACUUGAGAGAGACGCCGCUCUUGCACGUAUUAGACAAAGUUAAGCAAAUGUAGGCUACAUAAGACUAAUAAAUGUUAUGUAGCUCAACCAUAUACUGUAAAAAAAAUAUGGACGUAGUGUCCGUUACAUCACCUGUAGAUUUCUGAAGAGCAUUUUUGAAGCGAAAAAUCAGGCCACUGCCAUCUUAGCAGUACGUCAUCGCGCGUCACUCCUGGAUAACUGAAAAUGGGCAAAGAGGCGGGACGUGGGUGGAGCUGAGGUUCCUGAAACCACGCCCGCCUAGCUCGACGUGACCAUAGACAUAUUAUGUCUAUGGACGUGACCAUGUUAGCAGGCUAGGAGCUAUCUAUCUAUCUGAUAUACUAUCUAAAAUAUUGAUAAAGAUAACAAGUUAUAUCAUUUGAAAGUUCUAAAUGUUUACUGUCAAUAUACAGUGUCUUUUUUAUGAUUUAGAUGCUCCAGUACCAGUAAUUGUAAUUAGUGUCGGGUGUGCAAAUAACAACAUGCAAAAUCAAACGGGACUUCAUACCUUUAUAAUGAAAUAGCGAUCGCGAGAUGAAUCCAAUUCGUUGCACUUGGGUAAAAUGUCAAUGAGCGUCUAUUUAAAAAAAAACCUACUUUUUGUCCACAAAAGCGUAAAUCCAUGAAAUAUUGAUAUAUUAUCCAUUGUUUGCGUCACAUUUCUUCUGCAUGAUCUGCUCUCUAUCAUCGUUCUUCUAGAAAUUAUGCAACCUGAGCAGCGUUUAUGUUGUAAAACUGUAUAUGAUCAUAUAUAUCUCACAAACAAAUGAGUCUUCAUCCAAAAUAUAAUUUUUCAAAAUGCAGCAGUGCUGUCAGAAUUUUAUAUCCUCCCAUCAUUGUCAUUGUAGUAAAUCAUAGGAACAAAACUUUUGGCCAAUGCCAAGACGAUCCGACAAAGUGUGUUCUGUUCAUCUUCCGCAUGCUUGCAGAUCUACACAGACGCACAUCUGUUUCGAGAAUCGACCAUUAACGCAGCAAGCCAUAUUAUUUUAUAAUUGUAUAUAUUAUUAUUAUUUUAUAAUUGUAUAAAAUAAUCCCGAAAAAAAGCACAAACACGGCAGAGAUGCCAAAUUCAG